Messenger RNA from Babjeviella inositovora NRRL Y-12698, 759 nucleotides. It is a transcript of the gene PRE10, whose product is annotated as proteasome core particle subunit alpha 7. Gene Ontology annotation, cellular component: proteasome core complex; nucleus; proteasome core complex, alpha-subunit complex. The transcript is spliced from 2 exons. Gene Ontology annotation, biological process: ubiquitin-dependent protein catabolic process. Lineage: Eukaryota; Fungi; Ascomycota; Pichiomycetes; Serinales. Bases 1 to 759 code for a protein of 252 amino acids. The record is from RefSeq and is a predicted model, not a curated record.
AUGACAUCUAUCGGGACCGGCUAUGACUUAUCCAACUCCGUCUUUUCGCCAGACGGGAGAAACUUCCAGGUGGAGUACGCCAUGAAGGCAGUGGAAAACGGCGGGACCUCCAUCGGGAUUAAGUGUAAGGACGGUGUGGUGCUCGCGGUGGAGAAGAUCAUCACGUCCAAGCUAUUGGCGCCGGGCAAAAACAAGCGCAUCCAAACCAUUGACAGACACGUAGGGGUGGCAUACUCCGGCUUGUUGCCGGAUGGACGCCACUUUGUGAACCGAGGCAGAGACGAAGCGAAUUCUUUCAAGUCGUUGUACAAGCAGCAGAUCCCAUUGCCUGGCUUGGCUGACAGAUUGGGGACCUACGUGCAGAAUUACACAUGCUACAACUCCGUCAGACCAUUCGGGGUCUCGGCAAUAAUUGGCGGUGUGGACGAGGAUGGUCCACACUUGUACAUGAUUGAGCCGAGUGGAACCUACUGGGGCUAUACCGGUGCGGCAACUGGCAAGGGCAGACAGACGGCAAAGUCCGAAUUGGAAAAGUUGGACUUGCAGAACAUCAGUGCUCGUGACGCCGUCAAGGAGGCCGCUAAGAUCAUCUACGCUGCUCAUGAAGAUAACAAGGAUAAGGACUUUGAGUUGGAAAUCUCUUGGGUCAGUGUUUCCGAGACCGCGGGCAAACACCAGUUGGUGUCCGACCAGUUGUUGCAAGAGGCCAUACAGUACGCCACCGAGGAGGCCGAGUCGGACGAGGAGAUGGAGGAUUAG